AGCACAUGGCAAAAGUCCACGUGCAUUGUCAGCAGGAAGAAAUCUCCGCCUGCGACCAUGCGCACUAGCCACGGCUGUAGCCCACAAAGAAUCCGUCAUCUGGCCCCGUCAAAACAAUACACUCAGGCAAGGUGUGUAUCAAUGAGCCCGAUUUUUUUCCGCAAUGGAACCAUGCCGGAAUGUGCUCAAUGACCCGCACCAGUGUCGUCUGUGCUUACGUGUUUGCGACGACAAUUUUCUGGAGAGUAUUUUUUCCGAAAAAGAGUACAACAUAGCGCAUCAAAUUUUCGAAUGCACGUCAAUGAGGGUCUCCAAACAGGAUAAUCUAACCAAGGUUUGCAAAAACUGUGCCACUCUUUUAUUCAUAACAACUGAGUUCAGAAAUGCUUGCUUCAAGACUAAUCGUUUAUUACUUGAAGAUUUUGUCAUAUUAGAGAUGGGAGAAUGGGUUGAGCCUGCUAACCAAAUCACGUUGCAAAGUUGCUCCGAGUUAAUUACAAAACACAAGCAGCAAGUAGACUAUCUCUAUGACAGUAUUGUUCCAGAAUCGGAAUCAUACCUGACGGGUUCAUUCGAGAUUGAGCGAGAACUGUUCAACUCGGUCAGCAAUGUGGAGAAGAACUGUGAUUUACUGCCAAUUGGCAGAGAAGAUGAACCUUAUCCAGAUGAUUUUGAUCCGGAGGAACCGGAUCCGGAAAUCAUCCGGGAGAUUACAAAGUUUCUAGAGUCACGAACGGAAGGGGACAAUGAAUAUUGUCAGGUUUGCUGCUUGGAUGUAGCCCAGGAUUACGACAAAAUGUUACCUGGAGUCGAGAAUUGCUUUAAGAGUUUGAACCUGAGCCAGGAUUUGCGAAUAUGUGAAAUGUGUCAAUUGUGCUUGGAAUUACUGAGUAUAUGGCAAGAUACGUCAAGAAUUGCUAGAAGUAGAACGAUACAGCCGUCUUCAGUUUCUAGCAAAAUAGGCAAUAUUAAAGAAACUCAGCGACAUCUGUUAAAGCAACUGGGGAAAUUGAAAGAACAGUUGUCCAAGGCAGAGAAGAGUAAACCUAAGGAAGCCAAAAAGGUAAAAGGCUGUAAGCGAAGAAAAGUCGCGUGUCACAUUUGCGGGAAGCUGUACGAUAGCUGGAAGCUUAAGGCUCAUCUGAAUGAUCACGAAAACCGCAAACCUUAUGCAUGUGACAAAGAAGGUUGCCACAGUGCGUUCAGCGGAGUGGAUUUACUGAACCGACAUAAAAAGCUGUGGCAUUCGGAUUACUUCUACAAGAGCUGUACAAUUUGCGGACGAAAAUGUAAAACACAGGGCAUUUACAAGACUCACAUCUCCUACCAUGAAGCUCCGAAAUUGCCAUGUGAAAUUUGUGGAAAAUUAAUGAGAAACAAGAGAAGUAUGUGGAAACAUCUGAAGUCACACGAAAAUCCCGAAGAUCGAAAACAUGUUUGCGACAUUUGUAACAAACGGUUUGCCGUUGCGUAUACACUUCGCGUCCAUAAGCGCAUCCACACUAAGGAGAAACCUUUCGCUUGUGAACGUUGCGAGAAACGGUUUCAGUACAAUUGUUUGCUGAAAAACCAUAUGGAAAAACAUCACCAGAAGUAAAAUAAAGAAAUGCGGACUUACUAGUCGACUUAUUAGCUGAAGGAUGGAUAAAAAUAUUCAACAUUUAAGUUUCUCGAAUACUAUUUCUUUCAGUUCCCGCCAUCAAAUGGUCUUUUACGAGAUGGGAAAUGGUGCUUGAUGUCAAUAUGGCACGUUUAUACCUAUUCUGUAAUUAUUAUUUGCCUUAGUAAUCAGGGUGGCCACUCAUUUUACAUUUUCGAGUUCCCGCAUUUUUCCCGACUUUUUCUCGCAUGAUUGCAAGAAAUUCCCGAUUGUAAGAAACGGUAACUAGGUUAUGUUCUAUCGACGGCUGAACGUCAAUUUUAAUAGCUCAUAUCAUUUCUACCGAAUUUGCUCGGGACAUUCUAUACAAACAGUUGAUUAGUCACAUGAAAUGCAACCUUUGCCUUCCCAUGGUAGUCAGGUUAAAUACAAUUUUUGCGGUUUUCUCAAAUUUGCAAAUCUUCCAUUAAGCAGUCAAUAAUCGUGUUAGCUAUUUUGUUUAUUAUAUUCAUUAUGUUUGUCUAUCUGUCUCCUAAAAAUAUGAUUUAAGCACCCUUUUUUUCAACGCAUAACAACCUAUGAGGGGAACAACAACAAACCAAACAGCACUUUUCGUACAAACUUUUUUUUUCGUUGUUCAAAUCAUCGGGAAAAGUCGUGGGAAGUUAAGGGUGAACAAGAAACUACUUUACCUAAGAGUAAUGAAUAUUUUGAUUGAAUUGAUUAUUUAGGGAACAAAACUUGUGACAUGGAUUUGCGUUUUUUUUCCCAAAUUAAAGAUAUUUUUUUACAUUAAGGAAAAAUACUGCGAUUUAACUGUAUUUCGUUCAUCACGCAUUACAUAGAUUCUGAAAACUUCAGAAGUGCAUUCACAACUUUUUCAGUAUUUUGAUUUGCUAGUUCAUCAAAGUUGCAUCUCGCUGGUUAUCUGCCAACAUCUUCAACUUGUUUGCAUCCUGCGCUCAAAAUGGCCAAGCUGAUAAAAAAAUGAUAGUAGGGGCCCACAUUUCAAAAUAAGUGAUUUCGAAACUUAAAAAAUAGCCUGGAAAUCAGAAAAAUGAUCUUAAAUUAUUAUUUUCAAAUUAAAAGGCUGCACAAACUGUCUUGCAGAAACCGUUGAAAAGGGAACAAAUUUAUUAUUAACUUCUUUUAAACUUUUCAAGAAAAAAAAAUGUUUCCUGAAAUUUUCCCAAAUCCUUAUUAGGAUUUUUUCUGAAGAAUUUUUAGUUUCUCAACUUUUUGAAAUGUUUAAUUUAAAAUAUUUUUAAUACUCAACUACUGCCAACAACUUUGCCGAAAACAUCGCAUCAAUCAAACAAAUCUUUCUGGUUUCGAAAAAAAAACUUUCAGAAAUUUUAACUUUUUCCGUGUUCAAAUAAUCAACGUUGUAACAUUUGGCAACUUAGAACUCAAAGCUUUUUGAGAUAUUCAAUAUUUUUUUUCAAUAGAACUACUAUCUAAAGCUUUGCCGGAAACAUCACACCAAUCAAGCUAAUAAUUUUGGCUUUUAAAACAUUUAAAGUAUUUUUGUUUAUUGGCCACUGAUUCAGCAGCGAUGCACAGGGCGAUUGCAGGGCUAACGCUACGAUCCCGCAGACACUAACAGACUCUCUCGAGCCGAGACACGAACCUGCGACGACGAAAAGCAUGUAAAAAGUCGUAGGAAGAAACAAAUAAAAUAAAUAAAAUGUUUUCUUGAAAAAUCUCGAAAACGAUAAUAUUGUUUUCUAAGGGUAUUUACAUCAAAAAUAGUUUUUUUUACAAUCAAAUUGCAUAAUUUACAGAAAAAAUACGAGUUUGAAAUAUGUACAAAAAUUAUUUUUUCAAAAAAUUUCCAAAUAAUGUUUGCUUUAUUUUGUGGCAAGUUUCAAAUGUUUUUUCAAUUAACUGCUCCGCAUAGCAAGUUCGUCCCAAACCUGAAUUUUCACCAGCAUUGAGUUUCUAAGCGGGAAAGGUAGCUAGUUUCGCUAGAGUUCGCCAAAUAUUUCGUCUAAAAGACUAGCUGAAAUAAAAAUCUAUUUGAAGAACUGGAGAAUCAGAACUGUGUGCCACUUAUUUUAUCCUCAAUUCGUUCAUUCAAACAACUACUAAUAAUUGGCAAUGUAAGUAAGACUGUACAGUGAAACCUAUUUUGCAUUGCUCUUAGAAAUUGAAACAGUUUCUAUUGUACAUAUGAGAAUUUAUGAUUAAUUCUCUCACUAAAAACGUUUUCUCGACAAACUGGCAACUUUCAUUCCCAGACUGCUUAAAGUAGUCAGCUGGUCAGCGGGUCAAAAUAAGUAAGUUUAGUGACUUUUUGGUCAAAAAAAAUCACAGGAAGGUUGUAUGCAAAGCCACGACCGCAAGGUUGAAGUAGAAUACUUUUACAAGAAAGACAAACCAGCUGCUUGCGUGUCAGUCAUUUUUUCUAGUGAAUAAACGUUGACCGUUCAUUGGCAGUAUUGUAAUUUCUUUUUGUUUGAUAUUUUGAAUGAAGUUCAUUGAAUAUUCUUAAAUUUUGUGCAAAUGAGAAGCUGAAGUGCUGCCGAAUUGUAAUAUGCACAUUUA
This is a messenger RNA of Wyeomyia smithii (pitcher-plant mosquito), 4147 nucleotides long. Its product is annotated as zinc finger protein 675-like. Gene Ontology annotation, molecular function: zinc ion binding. The coding region runs from base 164 to 1597 and encodes 477 amino acids. The transcript has 4 exons. The record is from RefSeq and is a predicted model, not a curated record. Gene Ontology annotation, cellular component: nucleus. Lineage: Eukaryota; Metazoa; Arthropoda; Insecta; Diptera; Culicidae.